Messenger RNA from Dentiscutata erythropus, 249 nucleotides. The record is from the annotation of a GenBank genome assembly. Lineage: Eukaryota; Fungi; Glomeromycota; Glomeromycetes; Diversisporales; Gigasporaceae.
GUUCUCGUUGCUGGAGUCAUUUAUCUUGGUGCUUUUGUUACAGUCAUCCAUUUUGGUGCUUGUGUGCUAAAGUUUUGUUUUAGGGGUUUCAGAGAUUUGUUUCAUGGGUUUUUCAUCAAUAGAGCUGCCUAUUUUGGUGCUUCGCCUAUUGGAGUCAUCCUUUCUGCACUUCUUUUGUUCAGUCUGCUAGGUGGAAUUCUUUCUGUUGUAUUGCUGUUUCUUUUUUGUGUCUCUAUGGCAUUUGUAUAG